AUGGAACGGCGAAAGCGGAAAUCCGCUCUGGCAAAUUAUCUCAACAGUCUCAAUGAUCCGCCAGAAAAACUGAGGAAGAUUUCUGAUUUUUAUCAUAGUCUACGGCAGUUUUAUAAACGAAAAUGGAAUGCGCCACUGAAGCUACCGACUGUGCAGGGAGUGGAAGUCAAUCUUUUCCGAUUAUACGAUACUGUCAUGGCUCUGGGGGGAUGGCAAAAAGUGGCCAUGCAUGAAAAAUGGUCUGACGUCGCAGAAAUGCUUGGUGUUGGUGAAGAUGUUAUUGGUGGAGAUCAUGCUAUCAAACUGCUCUACAUGAGGUACCUCUCCAAAUACGAGCAAAUUGAAACAAUUGGUGACAUAGACGAUAUGUUAGAUGGGGAAAUGUCGCGAUCCCGUGGCAGGCAGAGCUCAUUUUUUGCCACCAACGAUUGUCCCGUUGGAAUGGGAAGGAAUCAUGAAUACAUUCGUCGUGAUGAACGGGGGAACCCGUCAACAGAACCCGAUUAUGCAAAGUUAACAAAGUCGCUUUUGAGUGGACUACCUAACGAGAUUGAUUUUGCUAUGAAUGUGUGCACACUUUUGUCGCAUCCUGGGCCGCGUCUUCUCCGAUUAUGCCAUGCACCGAAUAUAAUAACUUUGCUGAAUUGCUCACUGUGGAAUCUUCGAUGA
Molecule: messenger RNA, 669 nt
Organism: Cooperia oncophora
Lineage: Eukaryota; Metazoa; Nematoda; Chromadorea; Rhabditida; Trichostrongylidae
Source: the annotation of a GenBank genome assembly